This is a messenger RNA of Cucurbitaria berberidis CBS 394.84, 1675 nucleotides long. RefSeq lists its product as uncharacterized. NCBI's taxonomy places the organism in Eukaryota, Fungi, Ascomycota, Dothideomycetes, Pleosporales, Cucurbitariaceae. The coding region runs from base 265 to 1527 and encodes 420 amino acids. The record is from RefSeq and is a predicted model, not a curated record. The transcript is spliced from 2 exons.
CGCGCGUGCACCCGGCCAUUGUGCCGCUAUUUGUCUACUCUCAAAAACUCUUAAAUACACCGCCUGAGCGCUGCGACAAGCUGGUGAUCCAGGUGGACACCUUGUGGAGUGCGCCAGCUAGAUCCCGUUUCCGCGCUUUGAUACAUCUUGACCGCCUCGCGUUCUUGUACAUCACUUAUCUUACCACUGCACCCGCAGUCGCCGGUCGCACCACACCCCUCCCUGCGUACUGCAGCUGCAGACACAGCGUCUAAAUCCGCCACAAUGGCAAUGGGUGUUGGAGAAACCAUUACCGUGAUUAAUAAGUCGGGCAAGGUGGUGAGCAAUAGCAAGCACCUCGUCAGCGUCUUCAAGGAGGCCAAGGCCGCCUACCGCGAGCGCAAGGCAGAGAUCAAAGCAGAGCGCGAUGCUGCCUUGCGCGAGAAAAAGGCAAGCGAGGGCAUAAAAGCCCUCCGCAUCGCCGACGACGACACGCGCUCCCGUGCCUCCUCCCGCCAUUCCAAGCAAUCAAAGUCGCAUAGACGCCCCUCCCGCCAAUCCAGACCCGCCAUGGAGCGAGGCUACACCGACAGCUUCUACGCAAAUGACAACCCGCCAAGCGGCGGCCAUCGCUUCGAACAGGACCUCGCAGGCGACGCAUGCGUUGCACACCACCAGGAGAUUGUGAGGAGGCACUCGGACGUCUAUGUUGCAACGUCCAAGAAAUCGCGGAAGGACUCGAUUGAUAUGGACCUGGCAUACGGCGACAUCCCGCCGCCCCUGCCCGCAAAGAGGUACGAGGAUGUGGAGCUGAAAGAGAAGGCUUCCAAGAUCACCAUACUCCUCGACGAGGCCAAUUGCCUACAAUACUCCGUCACCGCCAUGAUUGAAAACCUGCAAAAGAACCCAGAGGCUCUUGCCGCCGUGUCCCUCACCCUUGCUGAGAUCAGCGCCAUCGUAGGAAAGAUGGGCCCUGGUGUACUGGUCGCACUCAAGGGCAGCUUCCCCGCCGUCGCCGCUCUGCUUCUCAGCCCACAGUUCAUGAUCGCUGGAGGCGUUGCUGUUGGCGUCACCAUUGUCGCGCUGGGUGGCUACAAGAUCAUCAAGAAGAUCCAGGCCCAGAAAGAAGGCGAAGUAGUCCCCAUGCCUCCUAUGGCAAUGCGCGCCGUCGAAGAUACACAGGAACUCGACGAGCUCGAACCACAAGAGCUGAGCCGUGUUGAGAUGUGGCGUCGCGGCAUCGCAGACGUCGAGGCGGCCAGCGCUGGCACCAGUGUUGAUGGAGAGUUCAUCACGCCUGGAGCUUCGCGACAGCUCAUCGCUGCAGGUGUGCUCGAUGAAGACGACCUCAAAUCUCGCCGGAGUACCAGAUCCAAAAAGGAUGGCGAGUCGAGACCGAAGUCGCAUCGCGCGAGGUCUGAGAAGAGUACCAAGACGAGCAAGACUUCCGAUACCAAACGAAGCAAGACGGUGAAGGAGAGCACCAAGAAAAGGGAGAAGGAGCCGUCGGGCUUGAGGAUGUUGUUUCGUUCGCAUACUGCACACUAACCCAUGGUCUGAUGCACAGCAUAGUGUCCUUUUAUUCCUGUCAUAGCGUUCGGCGUGUCGCAUAUCCAUACAUCUAGCGUUCAGCAUUUAGCGUUGCUUCGUUCCUUAUACCACAUAGAUGACGUUGCAUGGGACAUCCUAUCUUUGG